Molecule: messenger RNA, 809 nt
Organism: Solanum dulcamara
Lineage: Eukaryota; Viridiplantae; Streptophyta; Magnoliopsida; Solanales; Solanaceae
Product: 60S ribosomal protein L22-3-like
Exons: 3
Coding region: 157-537 (126 amino acids)
Biological process (GO): cytoplasmic translation
Cellular component (GO): ribosome
Molecular function (GO): RNA binding; structural constituent of ribosome
Source: RefSeq, a predicted model, not a curated record
UACCAACCUAAAAUAGGGCCAAAAGUGCAAAUGACCCAAGUUUGGAGCGAGGUGCGAACAAAGAAAAACCCUAAUUAAAUAGAAUCAUCCACAUCCACACACUCGCAGUCGGCCGCCGUCGUGUUUCGUCCUAAGAGAAAUAGAGAGAGUGUAAAGAUGAGCCGAGCAGCAGCAGCAGCAGCAGUUAAGGGCGGGAAGAAGAAGGGGGCAACCUUCGUGAUUGACUGUUCGAAGCCAGUGGAUGACAAUAUCAUGGAGAUUGCUUCUCUUGAUAAGUUCCUUCAAGAGAGAAUUAAGGUUGGUGGAAAAGCUGGUGCUCUUGGGGAUUCCGUUACCGUCUCCCGUGAAAAGAACAAAAUCACCGUCACUUGCAACUCUGCUUUUUCCAAGAGGUACCUCAAGUACCUUGUCAAGAAGUACUUGAAGAAAAAUAACGUCAGGGAUUGGCUUAGGGUGAUUGCUUCCAACAAGGACAGGAAUGUUUAUGAAUUGCGCUACUUCAACAUUGCUGAGAAUGAAGUAGAUGAAGAAGAUUAAACAUGGCCAUUCAAUGUCUCGCUUUAUCUUCUUCUUUAUGCGGCCUCCUUAUUUUGAUCCUUAUAUCAUCUGUUCGUAUUACUAAUGAGUCUUGUCUUCUCAAUUCUAGAUUAUUGUUUUGCAGUUUGCUUAUCAGUAAAAGAACACAUUAAGUUUGAUACUUUGGUUUGUUUAUCUUUUGGGUCAACUAUGCAAAACUCAUAAUUUUACCUGUAAUACCUUUCUCCUCUUGAUGAUCACAUACAAUUUGAUUUGGGUUGCUUGGAAGCUAA